This is a messenger RNA of Pollicipes pollicipes, 2380 nucleotides long. Its product is annotated as glycine receptor subunit alpha-4. The transcript has 10 exons. The record is from RefSeq and is a predicted model, not a curated record. NCBI's taxonomy places the organism in Eukaryota, Metazoa, Arthropoda, Thecostraca, Pollicipedomorpha, Pollicipedidae. Gene Ontology annotation, biological process: monoatomic ion transmembrane transport. The coding region runs from base 200 to 1183 and encodes 327 amino acids. Gene Ontology annotation, molecular function: transmembrane signaling receptor activity; extracellular ligand-gated monoatomic ion channel activity. Gene Ontology annotation, cellular component: membrane.
ACGCUCCGCCCUCGCGGUGGCCACGGUCCUGCUCUGCAGCCUACCAGGUAGUUUCACCCUUGAAGUACUUCAAACCAAACUGAGGGCAUUGCAGUAUGACGCGAACCAGUGGCCGACUUUCAACAGCACGCCAGCUGCGCCAACUAAGGUCAAGAUUACAAUUCAUGUGAAUAGUUUCGGAGCGCCGCAAGCAUCUACAAUGGACUACGAGCUAGACAUCUACCUGCGCCAGGAGUGGCAGGACGAACGCCUCAGCUCACCUGGUGACCAGAACGACAUGCUGAUCGUCAGCAGGAAGCACGUGAUCGAUCAGCUCUGGACGCCCGACCUCUAUUUCCUGAAUCUGAAGGAUGCGAAGUACCACGAGGUCACAAUGCCGAAUGUGUUGAUGAGGAUUUACCGAGAUGGUUCGGUCUUCUACAGCAUUCGGUUAAAACUAUCAUUGUCAUGUCAGAUGAAGCUCGAGGACUAUCCUUUGGAUACACAGCAGUGCGGUAUUCAACUUGCCACGUAUGCUCAUCCGACGUCUGCUUUGGAAUUUGAAUGGUCCCGUAAAUCCGGCUGUGAUGGAAUAUGCUACGGCAAUUUGGAGAUCCCUCAGUUCCACCUCGGCGGCGUGCAAGAUCUAAACAAAAUCACCCUGAAAUACGAUACUGGCAAUUUCAGCGCCUUGUCGGCUUCGUUUACGCUCGACCGUGAAAACGGCUACCACAUUCUGCAAACAUACGUCCCCACCAUGCUCAUGGUGUGCAUGUCGUGGGUGUCUUUCUGGCUGGAGCAGACAGCCACACCGGCCAGAGUAACCCUGGGAGUGACGACCUUGCUGACCCUGACCUCUCUGGCGGCGGGUGUUCGGAGCGAGUUGCCACCAGUCUCCUACCUCAAGGCCAUCGACGUCUGGAUCGGCACAUGCAUGAUCUUCGUGUUCGGCGCACUGCUGGAGUUCGUGCUGGUGCACUAUUUGGCUAAGAAGCGCAAGUUCCAGGGCGAUCGCCGCAAGAGCGUCAAGGAGAUGUUCUUCUCGAAGGAGGAGGGCGGACCAGCCGAGCCACAGGGGCCCAGCAGCAAGAAGCAGACGCACAUCAUGCAGGCCAAAGUGGUGGAUCGGGUGUGCCGGGUGGUCAUGCCGCUUGCCUUCCUCACCUUCAACAUCAUCUACUGGAGCGUGUAUGGCCUGGGCUAGAUGGCGCUCUCAGCCGGUGUGUUGGACAGACUCGGUGGUCGCUGUUCAGCGCGGGAUAACCCUUGCUCAGGACAGUCUCAAAUGGAGCCGGUGUAGUUGUUGUGUGCCGAUGUGUGACUACUAAAACCCAUUGUACAUAGAAAGCCAUUAAAUGGCUGGUCUAUCCCGAGCUAAUUCGGAUGUUUUCAAAUCAUGUCCUUAGGGCCGUUUACCAGCCAGUCCAUCCUCGCCGCGAUGUCUUGCGCAUUUGCUACGUUCCCCGAGAAACCCCAGGGUAGGGGGACCACCACUUCGAACAUUUUGUUCAAAAUUUAAAACGCUUAGUUAUCAGGUCAAAGUUGAGGUGUGUGAGUUUUGGACCCAUAAAGCACUGGAUCAGAGUUUAGACCUUAUUUAACUUCGUGUGCAAGUUUUGGACCCAUAAAGCACUGGAUCAGAGUUUAGGCGUUAUUUAACUCACUGCCUUCCACUGCAGACAUACACUAAUUGGCUUGUUAAGGCUGAAUAAAUUAUCGCAAGAACUUAAAAUAUUAUAACAAUGUAUUCAGAAUAGAACACAGGAUUCAAGGAUGACAAGUUUAUCCGUUCGGUCAGUUUAUGACCUCAUGGCCUCGUGAUGUCUUCUUACAUAUAGAUGCUAACUUACAUUCGAUUUUGCGCCUUCUUUGGCGAUGCAUGUCCCAUUUUACUGGCCACACCAUUCCCAACCGUCAAUUGUGGUGCACGUUCGCUUAAAUUCCGUUACCAGAUACGAGUUAUGGGGCAGAUCCAUGUGAAUGUCAAAUAUGGUGAAUGCAUUGUGUCACUGCAGGAUAGCCUAUAUGAGUAUGGAGAAAAAGCUCUCUUUCUACUCAGCUUUGCAACUGUAUGGAGCUCUUGUGAUGCCAGCUUCGACUUCCAUAGCCUUAUUCUUUCAGAUAACAGGACAAGUUGACGUUGAGCGUUAGACUCCUGACUGACCUAAUCCCUUAUGCGUGACUUAUGACCGAAACUGCCACGGGUGCGAGAAAUGCAUCACGCGUCAGCGAGCUUCAAUAUCUUCUUCAGGGGGUGUUGCAGACCGACGCCAUCUCUCUUCUCUGAUAAUAGACAGACUUGUGUAUGCGCAUCGCUUUGGUGCGCGGCGUAUCUGGCAGCCACGCUGGCAGGCCCGCUUUGGUGCGUGACACAUCUGGCAGCCACGCUGGCAGGCCCGCU